AUGGUGUCCACCGUCGCCCAGAAGCGCCUAUUCCACGAAUACAAGAAUCUCUCCACCAACCCACCAGAGGGUAUCACCGCUGGCCCUGUUUCUGAAGAUGACAUGUUCUACUGGGAAGCUUUAAUCCAAGGCCCCGAGGAAACACCCUUUGAAGGCGGUGUUUUCGCCGCAGAACUCAAGUUCCCCCGAGAUUACCCACUCAGCCCGCCGACGAUGAAGUUCAUCGGCGGAGGCAUCUGGCACCCGAACGUUUAUCCCAACGGCACUGUCUGCAUCUCCAUUCUUCACCCGCCUGGUGACGACCCAAACCACUACGAACAUGCCUCGGAGCGCUGGUCGCCUAUCCAGAGCGUGGAGAAGAUCCUCAUAUCUGUCAUGAGCAUGCUUGCGGAGCCGAACGAUGAGAGCCCGGCUAAUGUUGAGGCUGCUAAGAUGUGGCGUGAUCGCAGGCCAGAGUAUGAGGCUAAGGUUCGGGAUGAGGUGAAGAAGGGCUUAGGUCUUUGA
Molecule: messenger RNA, 504 nt
Organism: Penicillium soppii
Lineage: Eukaryota; Fungi; Ascomycota; Eurotiomycetes; Eurotiales; Aspergillaceae
Product: E2 ubiquitin-conjugating protein UBC7
Exons: 2
Coding region: 1-504 (167 amino acids)
Cellular component (GO): cytosol; endoplasmic reticulum
Source: RefSeq, a predicted model, not a curated record